AUGCGCCUUCCACUGCCCGGGAGCCCCUCGUCUUCCUGGGACGCCUACGCCGCGCGCCUGAAUGCCCUCUGGCACCAUCGAAACAUGAAGGUCGUCGCGGCGUUUUGGCUGUUUGGCCUCAUCAAUAAUGUGCUCUACGUCAUCAUCCUCUCGGCCGCCCAGGACCUCGUCGGCACCGUGCCCAAGGGCGUCGUGCUCCUCGCCGACGUGGUACCCUCCUUCUUCGCCAAGCUCGUCGCACCAUACUUUAUCCACCGCGUCCCGUACCGCACCCGAGUCUUUAUAUUCUGCGCCCUAUCCGCCGCGGGCAUGUGCCUCAUUGCGCUGACGCCGUCCACGACGUCAAUCGCGGUCAAAAUGGCCGGCGUCGUGCUCGCCAGCUUGAGCAGCGGCGGCGGCGAGCUAAGCUUCCUCGGCCUCACGCACUUUUACGGCCCCGUCAGCCUCGCUGGCUGGGGCUCCGGUACCGGCGCCGCUGGUCUGGUCGGCGCGGGCCUGUACGUCGCAAUGACGGAGUGGUGGCGCUUCAGCGUCCGCACCAGCCUGCUGCUCUCGGCCGCGCUGCCCGUCAUUAUGCUCGUCAGUUUCUUUUGCGUGCUGCCGCAGGGACCGCUGCGCAAGGGCACGACGGGCCAUGGCGGCUACGGCGCGCUUUCGGGAGACGAUGCCGGGGAUGACGAGGAAGAGAGCCCGGCAACCGCAGCGCUUCUGAACCCAAGACAGGGACGAGGUGCGGCCAGCGGCGCGUCCGAACUAUCGAAUCUGAAAGCCAAUCUGAGACGCGCCAGGUCACUCAUCGUUCCAUAUAUGCUGCCGCUUCUUCUUGUUUAUGUCGCCGAGUACACAAUCAACCAGGGAGUAGCCCCUACGCUUCUCUUUCCCCUUGACGAGUCGCCUUUUACUGAAUUUCGCGAGUUUUACCCAUUCUACGGCUUCCUCUAUCAACUCGGCGUUUUCGUUUCGCGAUCAUCCAUAAGCUUUGUGCGCAUUCGCCAUCUAUACUUUCCUUCCUUUCUUCAGAUUGGAAACCUUGUGCUGUUGACCCUGCACGCCAUGGUCUUCUUUUUGCCGUCCGUUUACAUUGUAUUCAUCAUUGUAUUCUGGGAGGGACUGCUGGGCGGAGCUGUCUACGUGAACUGUUUUGCCGAAAUCAUGGAAAAUGUGCCCGAGGACGAGCGCGAGUUUAGUCUCAGUGCCACAACCGUCAGCGAUAGUGGUGGAAUCUGCAUCGCAGGGCUUAUAGGCAUUGUCAUGGAAACUGGUCUCUGCAACUACCAAGUCGCGCAUGGUCGCGACUGGUGCAAACAGAUCAAGGUUCAGCAUGGGUAG
This is a messenger RNA of Beauveria bassiana ARSEF 2860, 1329 nucleotides long. RefSeq names its product BTN1-like protein. The coding region runs from base 1 to 1329 and encodes 442 amino acids. Lineage: Eukaryota; Fungi; Ascomycota; Sordariomycetes; Hypocreales; Cordycipitaceae. Gene Ontology annotation, biological process: regulation of intracellular pH. The record is from RefSeq and is a predicted model, not a curated record. Gene Ontology annotation, cellular component: membrane; vacuole. The transcript has 2 exons.